AUGAUCGGCAGGCCCAUGCUGCGGGCCACCUCGAGAAUAGGCAAUGUGGAAGUUCAGGAUAUCAUGAUAGGCGACGAAGCGAGUGAAUUGAGACAAUUGCUGGAGAUCAGUUAUCCGAUGGAAAACGGUAUUGUUCGAAAUUGGGAUGAUAUGAUUCUACUAUACGAGUAUAUCUUCGGGCCGAAAAAAAUGAACAUCGAUCCUCGACACGCGAAGAUACUUUUGACGGAACCACCUUUGAACCCACUGAAGAAUAGAGAAAAAAUGGCUGAGGUCAUGUUCGAAAAGUUUGGAUUUAAUGCCCUGCACAUAGCAAUACAGGCUUCUUUGACACUGUACGCUCAAGGUGAGUUUAUGUUCAAUGUCCAGUCUACAGGCGGAGAAAGCUCUUUGGCUUGUAGUUUUAACCGUUUCUUGAUCUACACAGUAGUCUGA
Messenger RNA from Echinostoma caproni, 435 nucleotides. The record is from the annotation of a GenBank genome assembly. NCBI's taxonomy places the organism in Eukaryota, Metazoa, Platyhelminthes, Trematoda, Plagiorchiida, Echinostomatidae.